CAUUGCUACUAGGAUUAUCUAUUUCUCUCUUCAGAGUUGAGGGAGAUAUGGAGAAACCUUUCAAGAAUGUUGCAGCAUUAUGUGCAACGGUGAUUAUGGUGUUUUUGGUGGUAGGAAUAGUAGAAGGACGCCGGGUUGAGAGAAAGGCGCUUGUUGAUGGCCUAGGCGGAGGUUUUGGUGGUGGUGCUGGAGGAGGUGGAGGGCUUGGAGGUGGUGCAGGUGUUGGCGGAGGGUUCGGUAAGGGUGGAGGCAUUGGUGGUGGUGCUGGAGGUGGAGGCCUAGGAGGUGGUGGAGGUGCUGGUGGAGGAUUUGGGAAAGGUGGUGGUGGUGGCCUUGGAGGUGGUUCAGGUGGUGGUGCUGGAGGAGGCAUUGGCGGUGGUGCAGGUGCUGGUGGAGGCCUAGGAGGAGGUGGAGGUUCUGGUGGAGGCAUUGGUGGUGGUGCUGGAGGUGGUGGCGGUGGAGGCCUAGGAGGUGGUGGAGGUGCUGGUGGAGGAUUUGGGAAAGGUGGUGGUGGUGGCCUUGGAGGUGGUUCAGGUGGUGGUGCUGGAGGAGGCAUUGGCGGUGGUGCAGGUGCUGGUGGAGGCCUAGGAGGAGGUGGAGGUUCUGGUGGAGGCAUUGGUGGUGGUGCUGGAGGUGGUGGCGGUGGAGGCCUAGGAGGUGGUGGAGGAUUUGGGAAAGGUGGUGGUGGUGGCCUUGGAGGUGGUUCAGGUGGCGGUGCUGGAGGAGGCAUUGGCGGUGGUGCAGGUGCUGGUGGAGGCCUAGGAGGAGGUGGAGGUUCUGGUGGAGGCAUUGGUGGUGGUGCUGGAGGUGGAGGCCUAGGAGGUGGUGGAGGUGCUGGUGGAGGAUUUGGGAAAGGUGGUGGUGGUGGCCUUGGAGGUGGUUCAGGUGGUGGUGCAGGUGGCGGUGCUGGUGGCAUUGGAGGUGGUGCAGGAGGAGGAUUUGGGAAAGGUGGUGGUGGCGGCAUUGGAGGUGGUUCAGGUGGUGGUGUAGGAGGAGGAUUUGGAAAAGGUGGUGGCAUUGGAGGUGGCGGCGGCAUUGGGGGUGGUUCAGGGGGAGGAUUUGGUGGUGGUGGUGGGGGAGUAGGCGGCGGCUCCGGUGGUGGAGUUGGUGGCGGAUUUUAGGCUUUUAACAACUAUGAACUAUGAUAAAAUUGAAUUCCAUGCACGUGCAUGGACACUUAAAAUAGAGUUGUGUUAUACCAUUACGUAUCUUUACUAUAGCUAUUAAUGUACGGUUAUUUAAUGAAAAAAUAAAAAGAAGGUUGGUUCACUGACUCUGACUCACUCCUUUUCUUUCGUCGUCAGAGCAAAAGGAGACUAUUAUCCUCUGCAUUUAUUCUGUUUCUUUG
Messenger RNA from Nelumbo nucifera (sacred lotus), 1348 nucleotides. NCBI's taxonomy places the organism in Eukaryota, Viridiplantae, Streptophyta, Magnoliopsida, Proteales, Nelumbonaceae. The record is from RefSeq and is a predicted model, not a curated record.